This is a messenger RNA of Acaulospora morrowiae, 375 nucleotides long. The record is from the annotation of a GenBank genome assembly. NCBI's taxonomy places the organism in Eukaryota, Fungi, Glomeromycota, Glomeromycetes, Diversisporales, Acaulosporaceae.
AUGGCAUUACUUUCGGACAACAAUUAUUAUUUGAAAAAGUUAAUAUUUGCUUCAAAUUUAAUCUACAUUUCCAGGGUCUUAAAUUAUUUAAAAGAUGCUUAUUUUUACUACAUUAAUAUGAAAUCAUAUGAUUACAAAUCUUUGAUAGUGGUUUUUAUUAACGGUAUUUGUGAUGAUUGGUAUUGGGAAGGACUUGUUGGGAACUCACAAUUUCGAAGAAUUUAUUUACUUGUUAAAUAUGGUGCCAGACAGGAUGACGAAACAAAACUUGUAGUGAAAUAUUAUCCUCGAAUAGGAAGAAUACUCAAAUUUGACGACAAAGAAACCCCGGAAAUAUUUAAUGACCAACCAAAAGCAAAAGUUUAUGAUGAGUAA